UGUGCCCGGUCAAAUGUAUUGUAAUGUUAUGUAACUUACAUAAUGAAAACAAACAUAAGCCCAUAAAAAUCGGUUAAUAUUUCAAGAAAUAUUUUAAUUGAAUGAGCCAAUUAAAUAAUGUAAUUAAUUCAUAUUCUUUAUCAGUAACCUUGGGAGGUACUUCAAAUACAUCAUGACGACCAUUGCAUUAACAAAGCUGCCACGUAAAGUCAUAUGCUCAAAAGCAUAUAGAAUUAAUUUUUGUAGAAACAUGAGUGUAAACAACAAUAGUGGACAAAAAUUAAGAUGUGUGUUUAUGAAAUCCGUGAAUUCCGUGCACCCUGGGACUUUAUUACAAAACCAAGUCGAAUUAAUAAAUGAUACAAAGGCGACACUUCGUGUGUGUGGUGACUAUAUAGAACUUCGUAAACGAGCGGUGCGUGUCUUAGGUUUUGGUAAAGCGGUUUUGGGAAUGGCUGAAGCUACUGAACGUAUUUUAGGCAAUGUGAUAACAGAUGGCAUACUGAUCGCACCAGUCGGGUCUUUGAAUUCGUCCAGGAACAAUGUGAGUCAAAAAUUUACAAUAAUGGAAGGCGCAAAAAAUAACACAGCAGACGAAGACAGUAUAAAAGCUACUAAGAUCGCAUUAGACUAUGUAUGCAACUUAAAUGAAUCAGAUCUUUUAUUAGUUCUGAUAUCAGGAGGUGGAUCAGCAUUACUUUCGCUUCCAGUAGAUGGUGCAGAUUUUCGAGAAAAGGCGAGGCUGAUACGUGAUUUGGCAGAUAGAGGGGCCCGCAUUGACCAAAUGAAUGCUGUGCGCAAGAAACUAUCAUCAGUGAAAGGUGGAAGACUUGCGCAAGCUGCCCAACCAGCCCAGGUCGUGGCCUUGACCUUAUCAGAUGUCAUCGGGGAUAGACUUGAUGUAAUAGCUAGUGGACCCACGGUGCCCAACGCUGAACCCGAAAACUCUGCAAGGAUUAUAAUCGAACAAUUUGGCAUGCAAUUGAAUUUAUCCCCCACUGUGCGCGAUUAUAUUUAUGACAGAAAAGUUUCACAAAGUUCGAAGAAUGAUAAAAAUUUUACUAAUAAUACUAAAACUUACAUUAUAGGAAACAACGUGAUGGCUGCUGAAACUGCUGCCAAAGAAGCUAGGAUCUUGGGUUAUCAAACUUGUGUCCUUUGUACGACCGUCCAAGGAGACGUUGUAAAUAUAAGCAAGAUAUAUACACAAAUAGCAUUAAUAACACAGAGGUUUUUAAACAAAAAGAUCGAUGUUAAGCAAUAUAUCAAGAGCCUAAAUGAUAUUUGCAGUAAAGCCAAUGAACACAACGUAGAGCAAAUAAAACUUCCUGCAAAUUUAAGUGCAAUAGUAAGUUCCUGGCAAGAUUUUCGGAAUGGUGUUUUGUUAAUUUUUGCUGGUGAACCGACAGUGCAUGUGAACGAGAAUGCAAAAGGAAUUGGUGGCAGAAGUCAGCAAUUGGCUCUCCUGUUUUCUAAAGAUAUUGCUGAGCAUAAUACAGACAACAUAUGGUUAUUAUGCGGUGGAACAGACGGCAUAGACGGCCCAACUGAUGCUGCUGGAGCAAUAGCUUGCAGCAACUUGGCCAGAUUAUCUGCUAAGGAAAAUCUGGACAUUGAUGAAGCCAUAAAUAACUGUGAUAGCUACAGCUUUUUUUCGAAAUUUCUUGAUGGCGAAAGAUUGAUCAAGAUAGGACAUACGGGCACCAAUGUUAUGGAUCUUCAUUUCCUAUUAGUAGAGAAAAAUAAUUGA
This is a messenger RNA of Ctenocephalides felis (cat flea), 1750 nucleotides long. RefSeq names its product glycerate kinase. The transcript is spliced from 4 exons. Gene Ontology annotation, cellular component: cytoplasm. Bases 173 to 1750 code for a protein of 525 amino acids. The record is from RefSeq and is a predicted model, not a curated record. NCBI's taxonomy places the organism in Eukaryota, Metazoa, Arthropoda, Insecta, Siphonaptera, Pulicidae. Gene Ontology annotation, biological process: protein phosphorylation. Gene Ontology annotation, molecular function: glycerate kinase activity.